Messenger RNA from Triticum turgidum subsp. durum (durum wheat), 501 nucleotides. NCBI's taxonomy places the organism in Eukaryota, Viridiplantae, Streptophyta, Magnoliopsida, Poales, Poaceae. The record is from the annotation of a GenBank genome assembly.
AUGGAGGACGGCGGCGCGAGAGCGGCGGCGGUGCAGAAGCUGAUGGCGGCCAAGGCCAAGUCCGGCAAGAGCUUCUCCGACAUCGGGGCCGAGACGGGGCUCACCAACGUGUACGUCGCGCAGCUGCUGCGCCGCCAGGCGCAGCUCAAGCCCGACACGGCGGCCGCGCUGCGGGCGGCCAUCCCGGCGCUCACCGAAGAGCUCGUGGAACUCAUGAUGCAGCCGCCCUUCCGCUCGUACAACCCUGAAAUGGUCCACGAGCCCGCCAUAUACAGACUGAAUGAAGCUAUCAUGCAUUUUGGAGAGAGCAUCAAGGCAAUCAUCAAUGAGGACUUUGGUGAUGGAAUCAUGUCAGCUAUAGACUUCUACUGUACCGUCGACAAAGUUAAAGGGGCUGAUGGAAAAGACCGUGUGGUGCUCACAUUUGAUGGGAAGUAUCUGCCUCACACUGAACAGAAAGCCGCGAAUAUGAUGUCGAAGUUGCCCUGCAAGGCACCUUGA